Messenger RNA from Arabidopsis thaliana (thale cress), 1953 nucleotides. Its product is annotated as pentatricopeptide (PPR) repeat protein. Gene Ontology annotation, molecular function: RNA binding; zinc ion binding. Bases 1 to 1953 code for a protein of 650 amino acids. Lineage: Eukaryota; Viridiplantae; Streptophyta; Magnoliopsida; Brassicales; Brassicaceae. Gene Ontology annotation, biological process: RNA modification. The transcript has a single exon. The record is from RefSeq and is marked reviewed.
AUGCGUUGCUCAGUUUCCUCUGUUGUUCGUCCACUAUCAGUAGAUCCUGCGACAGCCAUAGCUACUUUGUGCUCAAAGGGUAACCUUCGAGAAGCUUUCCAGAGAUUCCGACUCAACAUCUUCACAAACACUUCUCUCUUCACCCCUUUUAUUCAAUCAUGCACCACCAGACAAUCUCUUCCGUCCGGAAAGCAGCUCCAUUGUCUUCUCGUCGUCUCCGGAUUCUCCUCCGACAAGUUCAUAUGCAAUCAUCUGAUGAGCAUGUACUCCAAGCUUGGAGAUUUUCCUUCCGCUGUUGCAGUAUAUGGACGUAUGCGUAAGAAGAAUUAUAUGUCAUCUAACAUACUCAUCAAUGGGUAUGUUCGUGCAGGCGAUUUGGUAAAUGCCCGGAAGGUGUUUGAUGAAAUGCCUGAUAGAAAGCUCACAACUUGGAAUGCUAUGAUUGCUGGUUUGAUCCAGUUUGAGUUUAACGAAGAGGGUUUGAGUUUGUUUAGGGAAAUGCACGGAUUGGGGUUUUCGCCUGAUGAAUAUACUCUUGGUAGUGUUUUUAGCGGAUCUGCUGGGUUGAGGUCAGUGUCUAUAGGGCAGCAGAUUCAUGGCUACACGAUCAAAUAUGGGCUUGAGUUGGAUUUAGUUGUUAAUAGUUCGUUGGCUCAUAUGUAUAUGAGAAAUGGGAAAUUGCAAGAUGGCGAGAUUGUUAUAAGAUCAAUGCCGGUUCGUAAUUUGGUUGCAUGGAAUACACUCAUCAUGGGGAACGCGCAAAACGGAUGUCCUGAAACCGUGCUUUAUCUGUAUAAGAUGAUGAAAAUCUCAGGUUGUAGGCCGAACAAGAUCACAUUUGUAACUGUGCUCAGUUCUUGUUCUGACUUAGCGAUAAGAGGUCAAGGUCAGCAGAUUCAUGCGGAAGCUAUUAAAAUUGGGGCUAGCUCUGUCGUAGCUGUAGUUAGUUCAUUGAUCAGUAUGUAUUCAAAAUGUGGGUGUCUUGGAGAUGCAGCUAAAGCUUUCUCGGAACGUGAAGAUGAAGAUGAAGUGAUGUGGAGCUCAAUGAUUUCUGCUUAUGGGUUUCAUGGACAAGGCGAUGAGGCAAUCGAGCUGUUUAAUACUAUGGCAGAGCAGACGAACAUGGAGAUAAACGAGGUCGCGUUUCUGAAUUUACUUUAUGCGUGUAGUCAUUCUGGCUUAAAAGACAAAGGGCUUGAGUUGUUUGACAUGAUGGUGGAAAAAUACGGGUUCAAGCCAGGUUUAAAGCACUACACUUGUGUGGUGGAUUUGCUCGGUCGAGCAGGCUGUUUGGAUCAAGCCGAGGCAAUAAUAAGGUCUAUGCCAAUAAAAACAGACAUUGUUAUAUGGAAAACAUUGUUAUCUGCGUGUAACAUACACAAAAACGCAGAAAUGGCACAGAGAGUCUUUAAAGAGAUUCUUCAGAUUGACCCUAAUGACUCUGCUUGUUACGUCCUGCUUGCAAAUGUUCACGCCUCAGCUAAGAGAUGGCGCGAUGUAUCAGAGGUGAGAAAAUCGAUGAGAGAUAAGAAUGUGAAGAAAGAAGCGGGAAUCAGCUGGUUUGAACACAAAGGUGAAGUUCAUCAGUUUAAGAUGGGAGAUCGCUCUCAGUCUAAAUCUAAAGAGAUCUAUUCAUACCUGAAAGAACUGACUCUGGAGAUGAAGCUGAAGGGAUACAAGCCUGAUACAGCGUCAGUAUUGCAUGAUAUGGAUGAGGAGGAGAAAGAAUCAGACUUGGUGCAGCACAGCGAGAAACUAGCGGUUGCAUUUGCGCUCAUGAUAUUACCUGAAGGUGCACCGAUUAGAAUAAUCAAGAACUUGCGGGUUUGCAGUGAUUGCCAUGUUGCUUUCAAAUAUAUAUCGGUGAUCAAGAACCGAGAGAUCACGUUAAGAGAUGGUAGUAGAUUCCAUCAUUUCAUUAACGGAAAGUGUUCUUGCGGCGAUUAUUGGUAG